ACAUGAUUUAUUUCAGCUUUUCUUUCCUUCUUAAGAUGAGCUAUUAACUGAUUAUUUAGUUGAAUAGUAGGAUAAGCAUCAAUAUAUAAUCAUGGCGUCAAAAAUAAACCCUGAUUUGAGUGUUGCUAUCACUCCUGCUUCUGGACCAAAAAGCUCCAAUCAAACUCGACAAGCCCUCAAGACAAGCCAGAGUCGAUUAAAUACAACCAGCAAGAAGUCGAAACAUAAUAUCAGACAAACGUCGUCAAGAUACGACAGUCGUCAAGCAGAUGCUGCUUUAAGACAAGCAGCUGAAGGUGGUUAUCUCAUUUCACCAUCAAGGGCAUUUCUUCUUGAAAGAUGCAAAACAACCGACAAAGAAACUCGAUCCCUUCGUGAAAUAGAAUAUCUGCAACUCUCGUUCAUGCACAUCCGAACACUUGGACAUAUUCAAUCUUGUCGACAUUUGCGAGUUUGUAUUUUGAACAAUAAUUAUUUGACACGCUUCAGCGCACUUGCUAACUGCCCAGAAUUAAUACGAUUGGAUCUUCAUAGCAACCAGAUUACGAAGCUUCCAGAUGAAACAUUUUGGGCAAAUCUCGAAAGACUUAAGAUUUUAAAUCUCCAUGACAACGGGAUUGGUAAUCUAGACUCCGUUCAGGGUUUGUCCGUUUGCUCAAGGUUGACUGUUCUGACAUUGUAUGACACCCCAGUAUCAUUAAAACCAAAUUACAGACAUCACACAGUUAACAGUAUCUGGACUCUGAAAGCACUUGAUCAUCAUGUGGUUAGCGAUGAAGAAAUAAUUGAGGAUGCUCAGUUUAAUGGGAGAUUUCGGUCUUAUCAUCCAUCUCUUGCUAUUGAUCUUUGUCCAAAAGAAAAACUUCCUCCCUCGUCGCGUACUCUUGCUUUUGAACUAAAAGUUGUAAAAAGAAUUCUUCAAGACAUCAAUACAAUACUUGCACACGGUUCUCCUGUGAUUGUGAUUCAGAGGUGGAUACGAGGACAUCUCGCCAGAAAACGAAGAGGAAUAAAAUACAAUCAAAUUGUAGAGAAGUUACGAAAACAUUCUCGACUCAGUGCCACACAACCAACCCCAGGGGAAGGAUAUGACAUUGAUUUUGAUACUUAUAUGGAGAAUCGAAGGCCGGGCUCAAAGACUCCUAGUGGUGGAAAAAGCAGAAGAGCCGAGUCAUUUCCAAGUCGAUUACAAAGAGAGGAAACUGCCGACUCUACAGACAUGAACAUCCCAACUUCACUUCAUAUCAAUCUUGCCAAACUAGAAAAAGUUGCCAUGAAAAAGUUAUUGCAACAGUCACCAGAUCUGUCCGAAAUUGUUCACAUAACAAGAGGAGAAAAACCUCAGAAAGGUGUAGAAUUUGCUGAACAGAAAAAAGAUUCUCCGUCUCCGUACCGACAAAAAGCACGUAUAGAGCAAGGAAAACCCAAACGACGAGACCCACAAACCGUACAACAAAUGCUGGGACCAAAAGAAAGUCUUGUCCAACCACCAAGCCCCUCGAAAGCUCCUGGAUUUCCUUCUCAGCAUGCAACACCGGGACUUGAGUUGGGGGUCAAGGUUGAAGACCUGUGGGUGAAUGGAGAACAACCUCAGCACACAUGGAGGAUACAUAGCAGACAAUUCAGAUUAGAUGUUGAUAAACCUCCUGCAAUGGAGAUUGACCCCAUGCAAGAUCAUGUGAUGAUGACCCAGGAAGCAGGAAGGGAUAUCAGGGAAGCAGAAGAAUUUUGGCAUGAUCAACAGGAGAACAGACCUAAACCUGUUGCAAAGAGGCACAAACCAGAAGCCAGAUACAAAGACCAAGUUAGUCUGGCAACGCUCAUCGCUGUAUCAAAAGCAUAUAAAGACAGAGAUAGAGCAGAUCAACUUGCAUUGAAAAUGGAUAGAGUUUUAAAAAUACAACAAGAGAAAUUACAAGCGAAACAUAUCGUCAAUGCAUAUAAAGAAGAACGACGCAACAUGGCACUAAACAAACGUCAAGAAGAUAGAAUCAAAGUAACUCGUGCUUUACAACAACAAGAAAUAAACCGAGUUGCAUAUAUUGAAUAUGCCCAAGAAAGAAAAGAGAAAGCAAUUCGACACCACCAAGCAGUUCAUAAAGAUUUGAUGUUUGCUGCGGACUUUAGUAACCAACACACAUCAGUCUCUAGCGCCCUUGUGAGACAUGACCGACAGUCUAAUAUGGAUGAUAUUGUGGCAGAAAAGAAAGAGAUAGUAAAAGGAAUUCAGGUUCAGCUGUCUGAGCAAGCAGAUCUGGUACGACGAUACAUGGAACACAAACAAUUAAUGCAGCAAUUAGCUUGUGGACAAGAGAAGGCAGAAUUGGGUACGAGAGCUUUGCAAGAAGCAAAUGAAAGAGUUCUCAUGUCUAAACAAAGAGUCGCUGCAAUGAAGGCAAGGAAAGCAGCUAUGAAGGCGUUUCACCACCCUGCCACUGCUACUACUGGAGAAAGGCAUGAAGUCAACUCAACAACUAGUCUGAUGUCAGAUGGCUUACAUCCAUCACCAAGUUUCUUCCAGGAAGGUGGAGUUAUCUUUCCUCCCACUCCGGGGCGAGCACCGAAUGUCACUCCACGUAACACAGAGAGAGGUUCAACUUUCAUGUUCCCGCGACCCAAAACAACAGCUGUUGUUGAACUUCCUCCUGUUCCGCGAGGCAUAAACGGCCUCCAAACGCAAAGUGUACUGGGUCCCAGGCAUCAUCCCAUAUUAACUCUCUCUACAUAACAUUCUUUUGCUAGUGUGAAAUAUAUUUUUGUAUUUAAAGCCAUAUUUUGAUCAAAGUUUAUAAUGAUUUUAUUAUAUUUUAUGACUCAUUUAUUAUCCAUCCCAUUAUGAAGUAGCAUGUUACAAAAAAUUGCAUAAUAAGUUUUGCUACUAGACUCGAUUGAACAAUAGAAAGUCCGGAAUGUAAUAUAUAUGAAUGUUUCGCAUAGAUUUACUGAUAAGACAUCUAUAAUUUGAGAUGGAUCUCUACGGUACCUCAGUCGUAACCUAUAUACUUGAAAUAGGAUUUUGUCUUUAGCCCUGGGAGAACAAAUCCAAUUUGAUAGGCUGAUAUGAUUCUUUAACUGGCCACCACUUGAUUAGAUAAUUAUAUAAGAAUAGCUAACAAUUCAAUGUUCCAAAUGUCUUGAGCAGAUUUUCUGAGCAUUGCUUGGGAUCACCGGUAUAUUUGAAUCGUAACAACAGCCUGAAGCAGGAUUUCAGUAUAAUUAUACACCCCAUUGAGCAAAUACUCUUGCAAAGCCAACUCUACUGUAUAACAAACAGUUUGCCUUCAAUAAAUUUCAAUCAGGAGCCUAACUUGUUUAUAUUUACACUUGCCUCAUUUUCACACUUUUCAUUGCUUAAAAAUAUAUAUAUGCCAGUGGA
This is a messenger RNA of Styela clava, 3376 nucleotides long. RefSeq lists its product as uncharacterized. Lineage: Eukaryota; Metazoa; Chordata; Ascidiacea; Stolidobranchia; Styelidae. The record is from RefSeq and is a predicted model, not a curated record. Gene Ontology annotation, molecular function: protein binding.